Neurospora hispaniola is the source of this 762-nucleotide messenger RNA. RefSeq lists its product as uncharacterized. NCBI's taxonomy places the organism in Eukaryota, Fungi, Ascomycota, Sordariomycetes, Sordariales, Sordariaceae. The transcript has a single exon. The coding region runs from base 1 to 762 and encodes 253 amino acids. The record is from RefSeq and is a predicted model, not a curated record.
AUGGCCAACACCUUUUCCAAGUUCCUUCAGCUUCCCUGGGAAAUCCAAGAUCGCAUAUGGAAACAUAGUGUCGAGCCUCGGAUCGUCAAGAUUCGCAGAGUACAGGUCAUGCACGCCAAAUGCGUUAACAACAAAGGCAGCGGCCCAGCUUACAAACUCGUCACGGGCACGCCGGUCCCGGCAGUUCUACAGACCUGCUACCAAGCCCGUUACAAACACAGACUGUACCAGCAGGUCUUUUCCGAGUUGGACACCGUCAGAUCUGGCAAAGAGCGCCAAUAUGUCUGGAUGAACUUGGAUAUCGACACGGUCGACGCGGGCUUUCUCACCGGGCUCACUCUAUUCCAUUUUCAGGAUGUGGCACGAUCGAUCCGGCGCCUCAAGGUUGAGAUCGAUUGGAUCUCGUGUGCAUGUGGCGCGAGAGCUGCCCUUCACCAAUUGUUUGUAAACUUGCAGGAGCUUGAGAUCACCGUUUCGGACGAAACGUUUCUUGACCGGCAGUCUACAACCAGAGAGCAAUUAUGCAGCGGCUAUAUGCCACGCUCUCUGAAGAAACUGGUUGUAAAUACGACUGCGGACGGCUUGACGAGCCAAUGGGAUGAGUCCGUGGGCGAUGAUGAUCCUCAACAUAUUAGAUGGAUACGAGACAGCGAGAUCACGAGUGUUCAGCGGUCACUUUUGAAGGGUCAUGCAGUUAUCUUGAGUAAAUGGCAGGAGCCGUGCAAGUGUUGCUUACCAGGAUACAGAGUGCUCUCGUCCUGA